CGAUAAGAACCACAUGCACUUUGGUGCCAUCACGUGUGCCAUGGGGAUCCGCUACAAGUCGUACUGCUCCAACCUGGUGCGCACACUCAUGGUGGACCCCUCUCAGGAGAUGCAGGACAACUACAACUUCCUGCUGCAGGUGGAAGAGGAGCUGCUCAAGGAGCUCAAGCACGGAGUCAAAAUCUGUGACGCAUACAAUGCAGUCAUGGAGUACGUGAAGAAAGAGAAGCCGGAGCUCGCGCAGAAGCUGACCAAAAACCUCGGUUUUGCGAUGGGGAUCGAGUUCAGAGAAGGGUCGCUGGUUUUGAACGCCAAAAAUCAGUACAGACUAAAAAAAG
Messenger RNA from Pundamilia nyererei, 338 nucleotides. Its product is annotated as FACT complex subunit SPT16-like. Gene Ontology annotation, molecular function: nucleosome binding. Lineage: Eukaryota; Metazoa; Chordata; Actinopteri; Cichliformes; Cichlidae. The annotation marks the transcript as partial. Gene Ontology annotation, biological process: transcription elongation by RNA polymerase II. Gene Ontology annotation, cellular component: FACT complex. The record is from RefSeq and is a predicted model, not a curated record. The transcript is spliced from 3 exons.